Molecule: messenger RNA, 861 nt
Organism: Hibiscus syriacus
Lineage: Eukaryota; Viridiplantae; Streptophyta; Magnoliopsida; Malvales; Malvaceae
Product: ras-related protein RABA3-like
Exons: 2
Coding region: 77-775 (232 amino acids)
Cellular component (GO): endosome
Molecular function (GO): GTP binding; GTPase activity
Source: RefSeq, a predicted model, not a curated record
CAAACUGCAAACAGAAUAGGAAAAAAAGAAGAAGGGGUCUGCGACAAAAUUGAAGCUUUCUUUUUCAUCAGUGAAAAUGAAUGAAGAGAUGAACGGUGUCGAGGUGGAGAAUGAGCAAGAAAAUGUUGCUGAGAAGAUAGAUUAUGUGUAUAAGGUAGUGGUGAUCGGUGAUUCGGCAGUUGGGAAGACUCGGAUUCUGUCGAGGUUUACAAAGAAUGAGUUUUGCUUUGAUUCCAAGUCCACCAUUGGUGUCGAGUUCCAGACCAGGACUGUUACCAUUAAGAACAAACUCGUCAAAGCCCAGAUCUGGGACGCAGCUGGCCAAGAAAGGUACCGAGCAGUGACAAGUGCGCACUGUAGAGGUGCGUUGGGGGCAAUGCUGGUGUACGACAUUACCAAGCGGCAGACCUUCGAUCACGUUGCGAGAUGGGUGGAGGAGCUACGAGCUCACGCCGACAACUCUAUCGUCAUCAUGCUAAUCGGGAACAAAGCUGAUCUAGUGGACCACAGGGUGGUUCCGACCGAAGACGCGGUUGAGUUCGCGGAGGAUCAGGGCUUGUUCUUUGCCGAGACAUCCGCACAUAGCGGUGACAACGUGGAUAAAGCCUUUUUCAAGCUGCUCGAAGAAAUUCACGGCUUGCUCUUUAGAAAACAAUUGGAGUGUGGCAACGGUGUUGAUCACGCCACGGCAUUGAAAGGAUCAAAGAUUGAGGUGAUCGUCGGUCCUGAUUUAGAAAUAAGUGAGAUGAAGAAAUUAUCCACGUGCUCUUGUUAAAUUCCUUUUUUUUCCUCUCAAAUCAAGAGAAUGUUUGGUCUUUUACUUUUUGACCCUUGUUUUACUUCAUAAUUUCUUUUGUGCUU